AUGGCGAGUGGAACGAAGAAGCGACGAAAGUCGCAGUCCCCGAUCCGCGGUUCAGCUUCGAAGCGCGCACGUGUUGCCUCGAAACGAACCCAACACGACGAGCCUGAUCCGCAUUCGUCGCGCGCUGGGUCUGUUAGGAACACAUACCAGGCGCAGAAGCAGAUCCGGUCAACAUCGCUACCCACUGGAGACGAUUGGGUAUUCCGCGUGAAAGUCAUCUCGUCUGCGACAGACCUGGGGAAUGAUCUAUUCAAGAAUGCAGUACAAGGGCUCGUAAGGAUCUGCUUCCCUGAGGGUAUCCUCGACCAGCUAGGAUCGCAAGUACUAGAGCAACAUAUGCGCGAGGAAAAAGCUCCGGAAGACAACAUCAAGAGAAUGAAGGAAGUCUUCCGAUCCGAGAUGGAGCAGCGUAUGGUCUCCAUGAUUGCUGAGCAUCUCGACACAGCUGCCAAAGUCGACUCGGUUUUGAGAAGGAUAUUGUCUGCCAGCGCAAGAGCUCACGGAGAUAACCUUGGGAAGAACAUCUUGGGUUACAUCACUGCUGGCCUACUCAAUCUGAACGCAAAAGUCUCUGGACAAUCGACACAAUGGCUAGCCGGCGGUGGCGCGGCAGCAACAGAAGGAGAAAAGGAGGAAAGCAGUGACGGAGAUAGUAGCACCAGCAAUAUCUCUGACGAAGAGCCUACGCCGCCGCCACCAAAGGUGAAUAUAUCCAAGAAGCGAGAAAGGAAAUCACGACGCGCGCGCUCGAAGACACCAGAUGACAUCACGGAGGAAGUUGAAGUGGAUGCUGAUCUACCGGCGACAUUGCCUGAGCAACGCACAUCGAAGGACAAAAGUCGGAAAAUCUCUCUAAAGUGGUAUCGAGACGUCAAUUCAAAAGAGCUUUCAAACACUGCUAUAGCUCGGAUCUUCUCACGCACGACCGACCUGUUUGCUUAUCAUGCAUUACCUAUCUCGAAACAAAAGCUUGGGCCCAAUGCAUCACGGAGUCAGAUUACACGUGACAUACAGUCUGCACUCGAUGCUACCCCAGCUGAGGAGUUCGAAGAAUGGGCUGAGUGUUUACAAAAGCUGCUGAAUGGCGACCGCAACAUGUUAGAGCGGCAGGAGAUGUGUACAUCGGGGGACCAGCUGCAGUCGGCUCGCGCAACGCCAGCACCUAUUUACGAUCGGACACGUUCUCGCGCAGCUGCAAAAGACCUUUCGGGUGGUAUGGUGUUCCCCAGUACUCAUCCAGGGAACGUUGGCGGGCCUUCCUAUAAGAAUACUCUCGUUAAACGCGAAGACCUUGGUUCACCAUCGGCACAUCCCGACACGUCGUCAAAGAGCUAUCCAAAUGACUCGGCAUCGGAAGCCACAACUGCCUUACGGAGUCUACCAAUAGAGCAUUCUCAUAGUCGUUCACUUGUGUCAGCUUGUCCGAUCACGUUAUUACUCUGGGGCAAGGACAGCAUCAACCCAUCUCAGUACAUUUCUAUGACGGAAACAAUCAUGGCCAAUCUGAAUCGCCGAGUCUCGGCCGAAUACGUGAGACGUGUUGGACGAGAUGACACAGAAGAAGUGAUGACAAAGACACAACUCAAAGAUGCCAUCAUCAGCGCCUUCCCCAGACCUGGAAAAUCUCUAAGCGAAACUGCUUCCCUGCAGAUUAUCGAACGAAACCUAGUACCAUGGAUAGUUCUGGAGCCGAGUGCGUUCCCAGAACUCGCAAAUAUGCCCUUCGUCUUCAUCAAUAUGAUGACGGAUAUACCGGUUACUCAGAAUCUACUUUUUGGUUCUUGGCCAGCGGCAUCAGCGAAGGAUGAGCUUCAGACAUGGUAUAGGCUCUUGGUCGCUCUCGAACAGCGAGGUAUAUCCGAAGAAUCCGCGGCCACUUGUUUCAUCGAUCAGGCACACAUCAGCACUUUUUGCAAGAAAAAGAAUCCGGAUGCAUACAAACGUAUCAUACUUGAACGCAUGCUGCGUCGAUUGGCCUUCUAUAACAGGGACAAGUUCCCGGAGCUGAAGGCUACGGCAGUGGUGAAGACAUGGGAGGAGAAGACAGGAUUGACGUGGUGA
Messenger RNA from Alternaria conjuncta, 2061 nucleotides. RefSeq lists its product as uncharacterized. NCBI's taxonomy places the organism in Eukaryota, Fungi, Ascomycota, Dothideomycetes, Pleosporales, Pleosporaceae. The transcript has 6 exons. The record is from RefSeq and is a predicted model, not a curated record. The coding region runs from base 1 to 2061 and encodes 686 amino acids.